GGAGAGGGACACUGCUUCCCCCAUCCUUUCCGACCCCGUCGCCCAGGCCCCGGGUCAUGUGGCCCCGCGGGAACGGGACCCUCUCAGCGGAGCCUCUGCAGGGCUUUGUGCUGGUGGGCUUCCAGGGAGGUCCGGAGACCCAGGCCCUGCUCUUUGCCGCCUUCCUGGCCCUGUACGUGGUGACCGUCCUGGGGAACCUCACCAUGAUCGUGGUCAUCACCCUGGACGCCCACCUGCACUCCCCCAUGUACCUCUUCCUCAGGAGCCUCUCCUUCCUGGACCUGUGCUACUCCUCUGUCAUUGCCCCCAACGCCCUGGCCAACUUCUUCUCCUCCUCCAAGGCCAUCUCCUUCGCAGGCUGUGCCACCCAGCUCUUCUGCUUCUCCCUGUGUGCCACCACUGAGGCUUUCCUGCUGGCGGUGAUGGCGUAUGACCGCUUCAUGGCCAUCUGCAGCCCCCUGCGCUACCCUGUCACCAUGAGUCCCUCAGCCUGUGCCCGCCUGGUGCUGGGCACCUACUGUGGAGGCUGCCUCAACUCCCUGGUGCAGACCAGCUUCACCUUCGCACUCCCCUUCUGUGCCUCCCACCGCAUUGACCACUUCUUCUGCGAUGUGCCCCCCUUGCUCCAGCUGGCCUGUGCCAACACGGCCCUCAACCAGCUGGUCAUGUUUGGCAUCUGUGGGCUCAUCAUCGUGGGCACCACACUCGUGGUCCUCGUCUCCUACGGCUACAUCACAGUGACCAUCCUCAGGAUGCCCUCAACAUCUGGCAGGCACAAGCUCUUCUCCACCUGUGGCUCCCACAUGACAGCUGUGUCCCUCUUCUACGGGACAGUCUUUGUGAUGUACGCCCAGCCAGGGGCAGUGGAGUCCAUGGAGCAGGGCAAGAUCAUCUCUGUCUUCUACACCCUGGUCAUCCCCAUGCUCAACCCCCUCAUCUACAGCCUCAGGAACAAGGACGUGAAGGCGGCCCUGUGGAGACUGGGUCAGAGACACACGGCCAGGUGAGGGGGGGUGGCCGGGGCCAGGGGUCUUGUGGGCUGGAGUAAGGGCUCAGCGCGGGAUCAUGCACCUGA
Erinaceus europaeus (western European hedgehog) is the source of this 1075-nucleotide messenger RNA. Its product is annotated as olfactory receptor 9S13-like. Lineage: Eukaryota; Metazoa; Chordata; Mammalia; Eulipotyphla; Erinaceidae. The coding region runs from base 57 to 1007 and encodes 316 amino acids. Gene Ontology annotation, cellular component: membrane. The record is from RefSeq and is a predicted model, not a curated record. The transcript has a single exon. Gene Ontology annotation, biological process: sensory perception of smell; G protein-coupled receptor signaling pathway. Gene Ontology annotation, molecular function: G protein-coupled receptor activity; olfactory receptor activity; odorant binding.